Molecule: messenger RNA, 1448 nt
Organism: Monomorium pharaonis (pharaoh ant)
Lineage: Eukaryota; Metazoa; Arthropoda; Insecta; Hymenoptera; Formicidae
Exons: 3
Coding region: 106-846 (246 amino acids)
Source: RefSeq, a predicted model, not a curated record
GCACGCAUUUAUAUGAAUCAGUCUUGAUUCGUAUUUUACAUUGCUCAAGAAUUGUACAAUUUUCUUAGCAAAUUUUAAUAACGUUAAAAUAAUUUUAUCUUGGAAAUGGCUUGGAAGGUAUUUUUUAUAAUUUUUACUUCUGCAUUUAUGGUGGCAUAUGUUGCAUCAGAAAUACCCUCUUAUAUUCAUACAUGCGGCCGCAAAGAUCCAAAUAUUGACAAUUGCAUCGUAAGCAGUAUUAACGAUUUAAGGGAUAAUAUAUGCAAAGGAAUGCCAGAAUUACAUAGUCCACCAUUUGAACCAUUUUUUCUUGAUAGUAUAGCUAUUUCUGACACAGAUAACGCUAAAUUGUUCCUCAAAAAUUCAAAAAUAACGGGGCUUUGCGAUUUUGUUAUAAAUUCUUUCCAUUUAGAUCUUGAUAAGCUCCGUUUUGAUUUUGAUGUGGAAUUCAAAAAAGUUUAUUUAAACGGCACGUAUGAUUUUGAUAUACAUGUAUUGGUACCUUUUGUUCAUCAGGGACCGGUUUAUUUAAGUUCAGAUAACGUAAAAGCAAAAGCUUCAGUAGACAUAAAAAUGGUAACCAAAAAUGAUAAAAAGUACAUAUAUAUAUCAAAAAUGAAUUUAAAUCUGAUUUUAAAUGAAUUGAAAAUUAAGUUUGAUUCGAAUGGAAACGAAUCAGCUCAAUUAAAUGAAAUUAUUAGCACCUUCGUAGGCAGCAAUGAAGAAGAAUUUAUUGCUAGAGUUAAACCGUCACUUGAAGCGGACAUCACUAAACAAGUACUUUUGAUUGCCAAUACUAUACUUAAACAUUUUACUUUCGACGAACUUUUCCCUGAUCGAGCAUAAAUUGUUGGACCAUUAAAAUUUAUUAUUAUAAAAUUGCUUUAUAUAUUUGCAAUUUAAUUAAUAAAUAAUUGAAACAUGUCCUCUUACAAUAUUUUGGCAAUCAGUAACAAAUUUUAUUUUUAUUAAUAAUAGAUACAAACAAACAUUUUAAAAUUAUUAAUUGAUUACUUGUAAAUACGGAAUAACAGUAAAUCCGGAAUAGUUAGUCAAUUAAAGAUAUUUUAUUUAUUAUUUUAUUUUAUUUAUUAAAAAAAAUAAGGGUUUUGUGUAAAAUAUACUUGAUAUAACAGUUAUUGAAUUAUCAAUCUAAUAGAGUUACAACACAUUUUAUUAUGCAACUUGUAAUAACAUUUUAUUUAAACUUUUGUUAAUUUUAUAAUUACUCAUAUAUUAAUGGAAAACUGCAAUAGUUAUUCUCGCAUAUUAAAUAAGUGCUUCAUUUUAAUAAAAAAUUAAAGAGAAGAGAGAAGGAGGUUAUAAACCACCAUUUAUUUUAUUUAAAUAAUUUAAUAAAAAUUUGUGUGACACAAUUCUUGUUGGUGUAAAUUUGUUACCCAUAGAGUUCUACCAAUCAUAUUAUAAGCAGAAGUUCUUUGAAUAUA